Triticum aestivum (bread wheat) is the source of this 2327-nucleotide messenger RNA. RefSeq names its product class E vacuolar protein-sorting machinery protein hse1. The record is from RefSeq and is a predicted model, not a curated record. Gene Ontology annotation, cellular component: plasma membrane. NCBI's taxonomy places the organism in Eukaryota, Viridiplantae, Streptophyta, Magnoliopsida, Poales, Poaceae. The transcript is spliced from 3 exons. The coding region runs from base 1226 to 2170 and encodes 314 amino acids.
ACCCCUCCUGUGCAUUCAUCACCUCCUGUCGUCUCUCUCUUGCCGGAACAAAUCUGGAAGAAAGAACAUACCUGUAGUGGAUCAUCAACAUAGGCUAAGUUAAGCCAAAAUCUACACAGAUCGAAAAUAGGAACAAAAUCACGCAAAAGCAUGAGCCAAGAGAAACCCUAGGAAGAACUAGGAUAUGGUCGCAUGAACUAGUAGUCUAUGAUCACAGGAAAACUGAAAACUAGAUGCCCAGAUCAUAUUUUUGAAUUUGCAGAAAUAAACACACAACAGGGAUCAAAACAUGCUCAGGAAGCUAGCAAUUCCAUUUUGGGAAAACUAGUUAAAAACAUGCAAGGGGGAGGAUUGCUCCAGUUGAGAGAAAAUAUGGCUAUUUUCACAGACUUUGGAAACUGAAAGACCAAACACUGUUAAGAGACUUUGAUCUGCUAGUUUUAGACACUUUCUACUUGUUCUUAAAAACUACUCUGUACCUGUGAUUGAAGGACUGAAUUUAAGUAACUUUGGAAGUGUAAACUGCUAUGAUCUGAUGCUUGCUUACACUGAAUAUUGAUAGGCAUUAACAUAAGCACUAAAAAUUGAAAUUAACAGAAAAAUGACAAACAAAAAUCAGGCUAAAAACAUUCACGCUAGAAGGCACUCACACUAGUAGCAACAAACAAAACUGAUAACAUAUUUACAGUUCAGAACUGAAAGGACAAAUUUGUGACUGUUAGAUAAAAUUACUGGGACCUUCUUUGCAAAAUUACUCUGCGUUUAUUUACAGUUCAGAACUGAAUACUUGUUCGCAUUAAGAGAUAAUUUACUCAAAAUAUUGAGUGCAGGUGCCUACAAUCGAACCAAAUGCAAUGAAAUGCAGCAUCAAAGGACAGGCGAUGUACCUCAAGAAAGAUGAAGUUGAUUUCCUUAACAUAUGGCUAUCUAAUAGCAGAAAACAAUCCUGAAAACAAAAAACAUUAUCGAAAACAUGCUUUCUCUAACUAGUUUCCUGACAAAUAACAAAGUGGAUCAUACUCUUUUACUGAGCUACUUCAGGCGCAAAUGAUGUACAAGGCGUAGCUGCAUUGCAAAAAUACAUAGAAAACUAAAAUAGAGAAAAUCUACCGACACUAUUCAUCGGCUAAUGAUAUAACAUUGAUUUACUUUGUGCAGCAACAAUAUGUGGAGCCUGAGCCUGACAUGACAAACUACAUGGAAUGGCAUAGUACUGACCAGAACAAUGAAUUCAAAUAUGCAGAAACACCUCCUAACACCAACGGGGAAGAGAAAAACGGGGAAAGGGCCGGUGGUUCCCAAGUUCGGCUCUUGGGACGCCGAGAACAUCGGCUACACCGUCUUCUUCGAGAAGGUGCGCGAGAACAAGGCCGCGCCCGUGCCGGGCACGGCGGCGCCGGCGCCAGCGCCCAGGGGGCACGACGACCAAGAGUUCGACCCGUAUGAGUACUACGAGAACCUCAGCCGGAACGUGCCCUUGCGCCCGCCCAGCUCGCACGGGCACCAGACGCCGGCGCAGCAUUACGACCACCUCGGCGGUAACGUGCCAUCGCGCCCGCCGAGCUCGCACGGCCACGGCCACCCGUCGCCGGCGCAGCACUACCCCCCGCAGCACGGCCACGGGGGCUACCACCGGCGGAACGGGAGCAACGGCAGCAGCGCCGCGUCCGAGGUCAGCAGCCGCGCCAGCAAGUUCUCGCCGCCCAGGCCGUACCAGCCGCGGUACGGCAACAACGGCGGCAGCUACCACCAGCCCCAGCAGCAGCAGCAGCAGGCCGCCGCCGCGUACGCCGCCCCGGUGCCGAGGCACCACCAGCAAGCGGCACCGGCGCCGAGGGUCGCCGCGUCCCCGCCGGCGAACGAGCGGCGCCCGGGCCAGGGCGCGCCACCGCAGGCCCGUGCCGCCAAGGCCCCGUCGGCCGUGCCCAAGUUCGGCGUUUGGGACGAGCAGAACGCGAACGCGGCGGCGCAGGGCUUCACGGUGCAGUUCGAGAAGGUGAAGCGGCACCGGGAGGUCGCCAAGGCCGCCGCGCCGGACGUGCCGCCGGUCGCGAAGCGGCAGCUCUCGCCGGACCGGGUGGCGCCCACGUGGGGCCACCCGCGAAGGAAGCCCAAGAAAUCCUUCCUGUCCAAGGUCUACGGGUGCCUGUUCCCAGUGGUCAGACAGUGACGGGGCAGCUGGUUCAUCUUAUAUACUCCUAUGUUUUUCUGGAAGGAACCCUGUAGUGUAUACAGUAUUUCAUUUGUUCAUUCGUUGUUCGUUAUGAGUAAUAUAUAUACUCCUUGGUAUUAAUAAAUCAUGGCAAGAUAAAAGCACUUGGCGUAUA